AUGGAUAAGCAUGACUCCGGAGUGAAGCCUAUCGUUUGGCCGACCGAGGAUAUCGACCAAAGACGGAAACGGGCAGAGGCGCGACUCCCUCAGGUUUCUGCUUACGGCGCAAAUACAACCUUCACUUUCUACGAGGCGUUUGAUAAGUACCCAGUGAAAGGGAAAUCGGUGCUGGUGGUGGGGAGUCAAGUCCCUUGGCUUGAGGCGAUUCUCCUGGCAUAUAAGGCUGGGUCGAUCACGACCGUUGAUUUCAACAAACCGGUUGCAGAUUAUCCCGAAUUGAGGCUGUGGAAUAUUGCUGAGCUGGACGCCACAGAUGAGACCUUUGACGUGGUAGCUUCGUAUUCGUCGCUGGAGCACGAUGGGCUGGGGAGAUAUGGCGAUCCGCUAAACCCGGAUGGGGAUCGGCUCAGAAUGAAGAAGAUCAGGGGUCUUCUCAAGCCAGGAGGGCUCUUCUUCCUGGGGCUCCCAGUGGGCAACGACACGCUGGUGUUCAAUGCACAUCGGGUGUACGGCCCCAUCCGCAUGCCGCUCCUGCUCGAGGGAUGGAAGCUGCUGGGAGUGUUUGGGGUGUCCAGUCUCGAAGCAGCUUAUAGGGAGAACCUGAAAGCGCAACUCUUACAGCCGGUCAUGGUGCUGAGGUAG
Messenger RNA from Closterium sp. Naga37s-1, 645 nucleotides. The record is from the annotation of a GenBank genome assembly. NCBI's taxonomy places the organism in Eukaryota, Viridiplantae, Streptophyta, Zygnematophyceae, Desmidiales, Closteriaceae.